This is a messenger RNA of Medicago truncatula (barrel medic), 1783 nucleotides long. RefSeq names its product glucan endo-1,3-beta-glucosidase 7. Gene Ontology annotation, molecular function: hydrolase activity, hydrolyzing O-glycosyl compounds. Bases 168 to 1547 code for a protein of 459 amino acids. NCBI's taxonomy places the organism in Eukaryota, Viridiplantae, Streptophyta, Magnoliopsida, Fabales, Fabaceae. The transcript is spliced from 5 exons. The record is from RefSeq and is a predicted model, not a curated record. Gene Ontology annotation, biological process: carbohydrate metabolic process.
UUGAGAUACACGCUCUUUCUACAGUUAUCUCAACUCAAUCAUACACUUUCUCUUCCGUUAUUUUAUUUUUCGUAUUGUGUAUACACUGUUUUCAGUUCACUCAGAUGAAGUUGGCUUUAUAACACCAUCAUCAUCAUCACUGUUCCAGUUAUCAAGCAAGCAACGCCAUGUCUCCUCCUACACCUUCAUUCCUUCUCUUCUUUUCUUUAUUCGCCAUUGCUCUCUCCUUUGCCGACUCACAAUCCUUCGUCGGUGUUAACUACGGUCAGACCGCCGACAAUCUUCCCCCACCGGAAGCCACUGCUAAGCUUCUCCAAUCCACCACCAUCGGAAAAGUACGUAUCUACGGCGCCGAUCCAGCAAUCAUAAAAUCCCUAGCCAAUUCCGGCAUCGGAAUUGUCAUCGGAGCCGCAAACAACGACAUUCCAAGUCUAGCUUCUGAUCCUAACGCCGCAACUCAAUGGAUAAACACAAACGUGUUGCCUUAUUACCCUGCCAGUAACAUCACUCUCAUCACCGUCGGUAACGAGGUUUUGAAUUCCGGUGAUGAAGGACUUGUUUCACAGCUUAUGCCGGCGAUUCGAAAUGUCCAAACUGCCCUCAGCUCUGUGAAACUCGGCGGAAAGGUGAAGGUAACCACCGUACAUUCCAUGGCGGUUUUGGCUCAGUCGGAUCCACCUUCGUCCGGGUCGUUUAACCCGGCGUUAAGAAAUACGUUGAAUCAGUUAUUGGCGUUUCUGAAGGAUAAUAAAUCGCCGUUUACGGUUAAUCCGUAUCCGUUUUUUGCUUAUCAGAGUGAUCCAAGACCCGAAACACUUACGUUCUGUUUAUUUCAACCUAAUUCGGGUCGGGUUGACUCGGGUAACGGAAAGCUCUAUACCAACAUGUUCGAUGCUCAGGUUGAUGCUGUGCAUUCUGCACUGAGUGCUAUGAGCUACGAGGACAUUGAGAUUGUGGUUGCUGAGACAGGAUGGCCUUCUAGCGGGGACAACAAUGAAGUAGGACCAAGUGUUGAAAACGCCAAGGCCUAUAAUGGCAACCUUAUUACCCAUCUUAGAUCAUUAGUUGGUACCCCUUUGAUACCCGGGAAGUCUGUGGACACUUACAUUUUUGCACUCUAUGAUGAAGACCUUAAACCCGGACCGGGUUCCGAACGCGCCUUCGGCCUCUUCAAAACUGAUCUUUCCAUGUCAUAUGAUAUUGGCUUGGCCAAAUCUAGCCAGCAGAAUCCACCAUCAACUAGCCCAGUUACUCCAGCACCCAUCACUUCUGCUGGAUGGUGUGUUCCUAAGGCAGGAGUCUCUGAUGCUCAGUUGCAAAACAAUAUUGACUAUGCAUGUAGCCAAGGUAUAGAUUGUGGGCCAAUACUACCAGGAGGAGCAUGUUUUGAACCCAACACGGUAGCAUCCCAUGCUGCCUUUGUAAUGAAUCUUUACUACCAAACGUUUGGUAGAAAUCAAUGGAACUGUGAUUUCACUCAAACAGCAAAGCUCACAUCUCAAAAUCCAAGUUACAAUGCUUGCAAUUACGCUGGUGGGAGUACCUGAAAAGCAGAUGCUUCAGCUUGGCUUUAGUAAAUAAGUUUUUCUUAAACAAAGUACUUCAUUAAUUUAAAUUUUAAUCAACGAAUAAGGGUUUAUCCUUGGCCCUCUUUUAUUUAUAACCUUUUAAUUUAGUAUGUUUUUAAUUGUUCAUCGUCAAGGCAUGCCAAUUCUGGCAUGCAUACCCAACCUUAUUCUAACUUUUUUUCUUCUUAAUAUUAUAGUAUAUCUUUUAGGUAUGA